UGAAGUGAAAUUCAAGAUGGUGCUGGAGACGGAGACGGAAGUGCUGCGGGAGUAUUACUCCGACAGUGACUACUUGAGUUCUCCCGAGGGGGUUAUGAAACUGAUCACAAUCCUGGGCUGCCUGUGUUUAGCCGUGCUGUUCCUGGCGGGUGGGGGCUGCGCGGGCGCCGCGGGGCUGGCGGCGGGCGGCGCUAGUGUCGCCUUCAUCACUGCCGGACUAUUGGCGGUGCAGCUGACUGCGACGCUGCUCGGCGCGCCGCUGUACGCGCCGCAAGCGUGGCUUUACUCCGAUGUGGUGGGCAGCUCGGUCCUCGGCGCGCUGCUGGUGCUGAGCGGCGCGCUCAGCGUGACGCUGUGCGAGCUGCGCGGCUUCGUCAGCUAUGUGCAUGCUCCGCUAGCAGCGUGCAACGCAGCACUCGUGGUAGGCGGUGCCGUGGCCACAUACGUGGCGGUGACGCGGCGCUGGGACGCGGCGCGCGGGCCCGCGUGGGAGCCGCGGCGCGAGCCUCCACAGGACGUCGACGUCUGA
Molecule: messenger RNA, 529 nt
Organism: Cydia amplana
Lineage: Eukaryota; Metazoa; Arthropoda; Insecta; Lepidoptera; Tortricidae
Exons: 4
Coding region: 17-529 (170 amino acids)
Source: RefSeq, a predicted model, not a curated record